This is a messenger RNA of Andrographis paniculata, 685 nucleotides long. Its product is annotated as protein GAST1. The record is from RefSeq and is a predicted model, not a curated record. The transcript is spliced from 4 exons. NCBI's taxonomy places the organism in Eukaryota, Viridiplantae, Streptophyta, Magnoliopsida, Lamiales, Acanthaceae. The coding region runs from base 68 to 409 and encodes 113 amino acids.
UCUUCUUCUUACAUAUCUAUCUAUAUAUCAGUCCAUUGCAGAAUAGAAUUCAUCACCAGCAAUUCACAUGAUGCAUUUCAAUUCCAUCCUCUGUUUCUUCCUCAUCUUCCUCCUCCUACUUGAGGCCCAUGCAAAGUUAGUUAUAGAAGCUCCUGCUCCUCAGCCUCAGCCAGCACCUCCCACCUUCCCCAUGUAUGGAGCAACUCCCGGCAGCCUUCACCCCCAAGAGUGUGGAGGGAAGUGUACAGUGAGAUGCUCAAAAACGGCGUUCAAGAAGCCGUGCAUGUUUUUCUGCCAGAAAUGUUGCGCUACGUGCCUAUGUGUGCCGCCGGGCACCUAUGGCAACAAGCAGUUCUGCCCGUGUUAUAACAACUGGAAAACAAAGCGUGGAGGCCCCAAGUGCCCGUAAAUUUAUUACAGUCUUGUUCUUAUUUGUUCAUCUACCGACUGCUAUAGUAUACUGUAAUUUGUUUGUCCUCUAAGCUUGUUUCUAUGUCUAAUUCCUAUUUGGUUCUAUGCCACAAUGAUCAUCAGCUUGGUGAUCCAUGGCCUUGUUUCUCUGUCUCUAUGUUCUUGUAUGUAUGUACAUUUUGUUGCCCCUAUUGUAAUAUCAUAUAGACAAACUAAUUCAGCUGUAAUAAGAAUGUAGUUUUAUCUAUAAUGGAGUGUUUUUGUUUUAUGUGAA